AUGUCACAGGGAUCACCCGCCCACUCCCCAUCAAACCCAUACCCUGCCCCAAACGAACCCACUAAAUCCUAUGCAACCUCCAAAACCCUCCCCCUCCAACGCACUAAGACGCCCCAGACAGCUGCGCAACACCGCGACCAGGGAAGCCUCCUACCUGCACCCACCACCGCACCUCGCGGCACCAUACCUUACCGCGCCAUCGCAGGGCCCCGCCAAUCCCCCCCAGACGCCGCCUCCGACCCUCACAACAAACCUCCCUAUCCGCGAGCCAACUCGCAUGAAACCCGCCCCUCCGCCGGACCAAUCCCGCCACAACCACCGCGGAACCGGCCCCACCACAGCCAUAAGCCCACCCGAUUCCCCCAUCGACUCCGCUCCCAACCCCACCCCAGUCAAAAAAAACACCAACCUAGACCCAUCCACGCGAGACGGGACCAUAAUACAGACACCUAG
Molecule: messenger RNA, 453 nt
Organism: Pecten maximus
Lineage: Eukaryota; Metazoa; Mollusca; Bivalvia; Pectinida; Pectinidae
Product: proline-rich protein HaeIII subfamily 1-like
Exons: 1
Coding region: 1-453 (150 amino acids)
Source: RefSeq, a predicted model, not a curated record